Molecule: messenger RNA, 2805 nt
Organism: Boeremia exigua
Lineage: Eukaryota; Fungi; Ascomycota; Dothideomycetes; Pleosporales; Didymellaceae
Exons: 10
Coding region: 1-2805 (934 amino acids)
Molecular function (GO): metal ion binding; succinyl-CoA:3-oxo-acid CoA-transferase activity; oxidoreductase activity
Source: RefSeq, a predicted model, not a curated record
AUGGCGCUCCCAGAUCACUCUCAUGGCCCUUCCUGCGACAGUUCCGCCAUGGGCAUGUAUCGAGCUUCGCCUGCCAGAUUGAUGUUGUAUGGAAAUGGCAAAACAAGUCAGCUCAAAGAUGUGAUCACACAGCUAGGAGGUACAAAGGCAUUUGUUGUUACAGGUCGAUCGCUAUAUGAGAAGACACCGGUCAUCAGAAACGUCGAAAAGCAGCUGGAUCACAUGCAUGGUGGAACAUUCUACAAGAUUGGGCAGCAUGCACCCAUCCGACUUAUCCGAGAGGCAACCGCGAUGAUGUCAAAGUCAGGUUGCGACAUUCUGGUUUCUGUAGGGGGCGGCUCUCCAAUUGACUCAGCGAAGGCUAUCGCCCAUAACAUUCACGAAGAAACGGGGAAAUGGAUCCCCAGUAUCGCUAUUCCAACUACACUCAGUGUCGCAGAGACAACGCAAAAUGCCGGAUUUACCACAGAUGAAGGUCACAAAAUAGCCGUCAGCGAUCCCGAACAGGUACCGAAAGCUGUCAUAUACGAUGGCGAGAACGCCAUUCACACACCAAUGAAUUUGUGGUUAAGCACAGGAAUGCGAGCUCUUGAUCAUGCUGUCGAGCUGAUGUACCAUCCACUCGCGUCCGAGAUACCAACGAAACGGCUAUGUCUUGAAGCGAUCAGAGAUCUAUUCACGUACCUUCCGCAAUCGAAAGCCAAUCCCAGCGAUGCCGAGAUUCGCACGAAGCUCUUCCUUGCAUGUUACGCCUCUCUUUUCCCAUUCCUGUUCAGCGGUGGCGUUGGUCUCAGUCAUAGCAUAGGCCAUGCGAUUGGAGCUACUUAUGCCAUUCCUCACGGUAUUACAAGCUGUCUGAGCCUUGCACCAGUUGUGCGUCUAAAGGCAAAGAACCCCGACGAAGCAAAGCAGAUUGCGCGUAUCAUCCCCUAUAUCAAUCAGCAGACCGCUGGCGACAACGUCAGAGACGCACAGAAUGUCGCAGAUGCAAUUGCCAACCUCGUGGACAAGCUUGACUUGACGACAACAUUAACAGCCUACAAUGUGCCGACUGGUGAAGAGGAAGAGGACGCUAUUGCAUCUCGGGCUCUGCAUGGUAAUAGAGAUCACCAGGACUUUGCGAAUGGAAGGAUACAAUUUUCUGAAAAUGGAAAACGUGCCCUUAUCCGCACCCUUGCCUUCUUCCGACUCGCUCUGCAGCCAAUUAUAUUAUUGUACCGGACCAUUUCCGAACGCUGUGCGGCUAAGUACUUAUCCACGCCAAGUGUGGAUAAUUUUCCGGCUUCCAGAGCUCCACUGGCGCCGGCACGGCAAAUUACGCGAUUCUUUUCUACUACAGCGGCACGGCCUGUGAUUAACAAGAUCUUUCCCUCCGCGUCAGAAGCAAUCAAGGACAUGAAGUCUGAUUCUACAUUACUGGUUGGCGGUUUCGGCUUCUCCGGCGUACCGAACACAUUAAUCAACGAACUUCGCGAUCGGUCAGAUGUGCAGAACCUCAGGGUAGUCAGCAAUAACGCUGGUAUGCCCGGCGUGGGUCUUGGUCAGCUCUUGGAGACCAAGCAAAUCGGCACUAUGGUCGCAAGUUACAUCGGUGACAACAAGGUUUUCGAGCAGAUGUAUCUCAAGGGCGAGCUCAGUUUGGAAUUGACGCCCCAGGGUACCAUCGCCGAAAAGUGCGCCGCUGGGGCCGCUGGAGUUCCCGCUUUCUAUACACCAGCAGCGUACGGCACAAUAGUACAAACCGGUGAGCUUCCCGUUCGCUACAACACCGACGGUACCAUCGCCAAGAUGGCUCCUCCUAAAGAAACUCGCGAGUUCAACGGCAAGUCCUACCUGCUCGAAGAAGCCAUCUUUGGCGACUAUGCCUUCGUCAAGGUCGCCAAAGCCGAUCGUCUCGGUAACUGCCAGUUUCGCAAGGCACAAAACAACUUCAACGAAGCCAUGGGCAAAAACGCAAAGAUCACCAUCGUCGAGGCUGAUGAGGUGGUUGAGGACGGAGAGAUCGCACCAGAGGAUAUCCACCUUCAGGGCAUUUACGUCAAGAGGGUUAUCAAGAGCACUGAGGGCAAGCAGAUCGAGCGUACAGUGUUCUACAAGAGCCCCGAAGAGCAGAAGAAGGCCAUCUCUGAGGGCAGCUCGGAGGCAAGCCAGAAGCGAGAACGCAUCAUCAAGCGCGCCGCGCAGGAACUCAAAGACGGCAUGUACGUCAACUUGGGUAUUGGAAUGCCUCUUGCUGCUCCCGCCUUCCUGCCAGAGGGGACUGAGAUAAUCCUUGAGUCGGAGAACGGUAUCUUGGGUAUGGGCCGCUACCCCAAGCCCGGUGAGGAGGACCCGGAUCUUAUCAAUGCCGGAAAGGAGACUGUUACGCUCAACAGUGGAGCAUCGACUUUUGGUAGCCACGAAAGCUUCGGUAUGAUCAGGGCUGGAAGGAUUGAUGUCGCUAUGCUGGGUGCUAUGCAGGUCAACCAGUUCGGAGAUCUUGCAAACUUCAUGCUUCCUGGAAAGGUCAAGGGCAUUGGUGGCGCCAUGGAUCUCGUCGCAAAUCCCACACAGACCAAAGUCAUCGUCACAAUGGAGCACGUCGAUAAGAAGGGCAACCCCAAGAUCCUCAACCAAUGCACAUUUCCUCUCACAGGACCCAAGUGUGUAUCGACGAUCAUCACAGACCUUGCUGUCUUUGAUGUUGAUCGCGUCGAAGGUCUGACAUUACGGGAACAUGCCAAGGGUGUCACUGUUGAAGAGAUCAAGGCAAAGACUGAGGCGCCCUUCAAGGUUGCUGAAGAUCUCAAGGAGAUGGAAAUCUAG